This is a messenger RNA of Belonocnema kinseyi, 1517 nucleotides long. RefSeq names its product sodium/potassium-transporting ATPase subunit alpha-like. Gene Ontology annotation, cellular component: membrane. Gene Ontology annotation, biological process: intracellular potassium ion homeostasis; sodium ion export across plasma membrane; proton transmembrane transport. NCBI's taxonomy places the organism in Eukaryota, Metazoa, Arthropoda, Insecta, Hymenoptera, Cynipidae. The transcript has 3 exons. The record is from RefSeq and is a predicted model, not a curated record. Gene Ontology annotation, molecular function: P-type sodium:potassium-exchanging transporter activity; ATP hydrolysis activity; ATP binding. Bases 123 to 1403 code for a protein of 426 amino acids.
AACAGAAGAUCCUCAUGGAAAGGGAAUAGAAUGGUUUGGAGUUAUCAUCAUUGUGAUUUGUUUAAUAUCCGGCGUUUUCGCUUACUCUCAGGAAAGUCAGCCUUUUGGAUCCUCCUCGUCCAAUGGUUCUUGAGGCCGUCCGCAAAUGUCGAACAGCCGGGAUCAAGGUGAUCAUGGUGACUGGAGAUCAUCCCGUAACCGCGAUGGCGAUAGCUAAGAAAGUCGGGAUCAUCAGCGAAGGCCACGAACCCAAAUACGACAAAGCAGUCGGACGCAAAAAGUCCAUUUCUCUUAUCGCAGACGUGGAAGCCGAAGCAAUUGUCGUUACCGGCUCAGAACUUCGAAACAUGGACCCUGUCGAAAUAGAUGACAUUGUCAGCAAAUAUGAGGAAAUUGUCUUUGCAAGAACUUCACCACAGCAAAAGCUCCUCAUAGUCGAAAGUUGCCAGCGACUUGGAGAAAUUGUAGCCGUGACUGGAGACGGAGUCAAUGACGCUCCAGCUUUGAGGAAAGCAGACAUCGGUGUUGCAAUGGGCAUUGCAGGAUCGGACGUUGCAAAAAAUGCUGCCGAUAUGAUUCUCAUGGAUGACAAUUUUGCAACUAUCGUGAUAGGAAUUGAAGAAGGAAGGCUAAUUUUUGAUAAUUUGAAGAAAUCGAUCGCUUAUACUUUAACUUCAAGCGUUCCUGAGAUGCUACCGAUGCUUGCAAGUAUUCUGUUCUCAAUUCCACUACCUUUUGUUAUUGAACUUGUACUUUGUGUGGAUAUUGGGACAGACCUCCUUCCGGCGAUUGCACUCGCGUAUGAGAAAGCAGAGUCCGAUAUUAUGCAUAGGGCUCCUAGGAAUCCAAUGCGAGAUAAACUUGUCAAUAGAAGACUAAUUUCAAUGGCCUAUGGACAAAUCGGCAUGACUCAGUCCAUUGCUGGGUUCUAUACGUAUUUUACGAUUCUUUUGUCUCAUGGGUUUAAGCCGCAACAUUUGUUUGGAUUAAGGCAGGACUGGGAAAACAGUGCGAUUAAUGACCUAAAGGAUUCAUGGGGACAGACUUGGGACUAUAAAAGCAGGAUGAACUUGCUGAAUGAAGCAAGAACUGGAUACUUUCUCGCGAUCGUCAUCACACAAAUGGUGGAUCUAAUUAUGUGCAAGACAAGGCGUAACUCUAUAUUUCAGCAAGGAAUGGGGAAUUGGUUUCUUAACUUUUCAUUUAUCUUCGAAAUCGUUCUUACUGGGGCUUUACUCUACAUACCAGGCACCGAAACUGUUCUGAAGACAAUGCCUCUAGCGGCUAUUUGGUAUUUACCAUGUUUGCCUUUUGCUAUAUUUCUCUGGAUUUACGACGAACUUCGGAGGUACGCGAUUAGGAAAUAUCCGGGAGGAUUCUUUGAGAGAGAAACUUAUUACUAAAUGGCUACUAGAAAUGUGCAAACGAUUUUCCAGACAAGAGUCAUCCCUUUCAUUUUCCACACCAUACAUUUAUAAUUUUUAUUUUACUAUUAACAAUACGAUUAAGAAUGAAGA